AUGCAAGUCAACUACGAUACCGGUCCUGUGCGAACCUGGGACGGCCCGGUGCCCCCAACUCAAGGCCCAGACCCCAACGAUCAUCUACAAUACAUGCGACUAGCGCUUGACCAAGCACAAGAAUCACCACCAAAACCCUCAAACUUCCGUGUUGGCGCCCUAUUAGUCGAUGCAGAUACCGGAAACAUUCUUUCCCGCGGGUAUACCCUGGAAUGCGAGGGAAACACGCACGCAGAACAAUGUUGUCUCUUGAAGUUUGCUCAAGCGCAUGACUUGCCGGAAGAUCGAGUCGGCGAAGCAUUACCACCAAACACUGUCAUCUACACUACCAUGGAGCCUUGUAAUCUCCGGUUAAGCGGCAAUUUGCCAUGUGCGGACCGCAUCAUUCGCACGAGAGGGACAAAUGGAGAACAAAAGAUCAAGAAGGUGUAUCUUGGAGUCAAAGAGCCGGAGAAGUUUGUAGGUGAGAACGAGGGACGGAAGAAGCUGGAGGAACAUGGCAUUGAAUGUGUUCAUAUACCUGGGUUGGAAGAGAGAAUACUGAGUGUUGCUACUGCUGGUCAUGAUCAGUAA
Molecule: messenger RNA, 573 nt
Organism: Alternaria atra
Lineage: Eukaryota; Fungi; Ascomycota; Dothideomycetes; Pleosporales; Pleosporaceae
Exons: 1
Coding region: 1-573 (190 amino acids)
Molecular function (GO): diaminohydroxyphosphoribosylaminopyrimidine deaminase activity
Source: RefSeq, a predicted model, not a curated record